GACGCGUUUUGUAGCGGCCGGCCCGCUGUGCGGCUCCUCACGCGGCGGGCAUGCAGCCGGGCGGCGAGCUGGGCUCCACCGUGAGUCCCUUCGGCUGGUUCCCGCCGCCGCUCCGCCCGCCCCUCUUUUGCCCGCCGCCCCCUUGGGAGCACGGCUUCUGGCCGCCGCCCGACGGCUACGCCCCGCCGCCGGCAUGGUACCCGCCGGCCUAUCAGGAGCCCCUGCGGCGGCCGCACGGUGGUGGAAAUGGCCAUUUUCCCCAGGAAUGGCAAGGAGAGCAAGCGCCUGGGUUUCAUAAGCGUUCUCCAGGUGGAAACAACAGGCAGAAGAACAAAAAGAAGAAGGAGCCAGUUUUCUCUCACUAUUGUGAUACCUGUGACCGAGGCUAUAAAAACCAGGAGAAGUAUGAUGAACAUAUUUCACAACAUACGCAGUGCACAGAAGAAGGAUGCAAUUUCAAUGCACAUGAGAAGUUAGUUCAGAUACACUGGAAAAACGUACAUGGACCUGGUGCUAAAAGAAUAAAAUUAGAUAGUCCAGAAGAGAUUGCUAGAUGGAGAGAAGAAAGAAAAAAAAAUUUUCCUACAUUAGCAAACAUUGAGAAGAAGAAAGUUAUGCAGAUGGAGAAGGAGGAAAGAGGAGAAGUCCUCACCACCCCGCAGUUUGGCAAAAUGAAGGGAAUGUGGAAAGCUACAGAAGAUGAGAGGUCUGGGCAGCAAGGAAAGCAGAAGAGAAAACAGAAGCGUCAGUUCUGGAAGAAAUUUAAGAAAAAUGGUGGUGAUAGUAAUGUACCAUCACAAAGAAAUCAAAAUGAAGCUAAUGGACCAGGAAACAGUACAUGUGAAAAAGAACAUGAAAAACAGCCUGCUUUGGAGACUCAGCCAUGCAUGAAGGACGUUGACCCGCUCAGUUUUCUGGCAAACAGUGAUGUUGAGUCUGACAAGGAUGAAGCAGAAACUGAAGAUGCGAAGCUGGAGAUGACUGUUGUUCCCAAACAGGUCACCUCAGCCUUGAGUUCACUGUCAGCUAACUAUGGGAGUGCCUCUGAGAGUGAGCCUGAAGAAGUCUCUGUCAAGAUUGCAACAAAAGCUGAGGAAAACGAAGCAGCGUUCAGAAAUACACCUCAGAGUCCUGAUGUUCCUCAGAAUCCAAAGCUGAAUCAGGAGCUUCCAGAAUCAACAGACACAAUGCUAAGAAGCUCAAACUCAAAUGCAGGUGCUCCCAGAGUCCCUGAUAAAAGGGCAAGGAGAACAUUACCUCUCCUUCCAAAGCGUCGUCCAACUCUGCUGGAAAUGUUACUGGCCCAGGACAUCCGACAUGAAAGGAAUGUGAUUUUGCAGUGUGUUCGAUACAUUGUACGAAAUGAUGUGUUUGGACUUCAUUUGAAAGCAGAAACAGAAGCUAAAACAGAGACUGGACAGGCCUCUAAAACUACAGCAGAGACUUUGACAGACAAGCUCGAUGGAUCUCGCUGUUCUUGUAGCUCUGACCUUCAGUUAGCAGGAAAAGAAAAAGAUGUGUUAUUAAUAGCCCAUGGUGAGGAAGCACCCAUAUAUCAGGUAUCACAGAUGCAUCACUCAGCGGAUGAGGAGGUAUGGGAAGCCCCAGUAAUUCACUGUGAAGAAGGUGUCUGAAGAUGAUAAAGGCUCAGCUUUUCUACCUGACAUCCAUUUUUCUUUUUUGGAAGACAUAAUUAUUACAAAAUCAUUAAAGUAUGUAAUGAGAACGGUUAAAACCAUGUUUCUGUUCUGCUCUGCCUGAGGUGACUGCUUCCUUGUGAAAACAGCAUCCGUGUUGAGUCAUUUCCCCAUGGCUGAAAUACAGCAGUGGCACAGGGUGUGAUCUGUCCUAGAGAAGGUGUGCAUCCCUGGUUUUGAGCUUCAGAUCUCUAAUGUUUUACUUUGUUAUGGAUGGUGUCAGUCCAUUGCCACAGCCAAAUAGUGCUGGAGUAUGGUGGAUCCUUUUCAUGUGAAAUCAUGGCCUAGAGUGUAUAUGAGUAUCUGAGCUUCUGGAGUUAUCUGAAUGUUUUUCUUAAAUGAUUAUUCAUUACAUUUCUUUCAGCUGUUAGUGGUCUGAAGUAUAAAUGGAAAAAAAAAAAUCCAAGUGGGAGAAAUAACUGGCUUGGCUCUAAAAGCACUGCUUGUACCACGAGUAUCUAAUUGAACUGAGCAGAGAAAUAGAAAUGAGAGAGCGCACUGAUGCAAGAAGGAUUUUUUUUUUUAAAAUGUCAGUGUCAGUAACUACUGCUUGUAUCAGUGCUAGGCCUGUUUGACCUCAGGUAGCCAUUGUUACACAUUAGACCUUAAUUGUCAUAGGCAUUACCUGUCAGGUUUAACUCUUGAAGCAAACUCCUGGUACUAAGAAUAUGAGGUUGACUAGAAAGGUUGCUAAGAGAUGGUUGUUUCUCUGUCUUCAGUGUUCUUUGGGCAUUUUAGUUUGCUAUCUGGAGAAAUGUCUUCCUUGGCCUAUUGGUGGAUGUUUGUACAGUAUCUAAUGACUUUUCAUGGAUUUGUGCAUACUCAUUCUUCUGUGUGGCUGUACACACAUGAACUGUUGUGAACGCUGGCAGAAAAGAAAACCAAACCAUCAGCCAAGGUUUAGGAACAAGUUCUCUUGAUUAAAUUGUGCAUUUGUUUGUUAGAAUCCUUCUUGUGCAAGUGUUAGUUUGUCACACUGACACUGAAAACAUGUCAUGAAAAUAAUCUGUUAUCAAGUCUUCCACUUCAAAGUAUUUUGCUUUGUGUCUUUUAGUCAUGGUUAAAUGUCAGAGCUGAGUUACCUUCUCAGGGAUUAUGGUUUUCUUUGGUGGAAUGGAGGGCUAGACUGCUACCACCUAAACAUGACUCUUGUUGCUGUUUAAUGUUAUGUUCUGUCCUCUGGUUUCUUAAAUUAGAAUUUGUGCCAUACAUUUCAUCUGUGGUGUAUAAAAAAAAAAA
Messenger RNA from Phasianus colchicus (ring-necked pheasant), 2936 nucleotides. RefSeq names its product nuclear FMR1 interacting protein 1 (gene NUFIP1). Gene Ontology annotation, biological process: box C/D snoRNP assembly. NCBI's taxonomy places the organism in Eukaryota, Metazoa, Chordata, Aves, Galliformes, Phasianidae. The record is from RefSeq and is a predicted model, not a curated record. Gene Ontology annotation, molecular function: RNA binding. Gene Ontology annotation, cellular component: nucleus.